UUGUUUGCAUACACGGGCUGCAAUUACACAACGGUGGCCAAUGCUGCCGGCGGUUGCGAGUCCGAUUCCCCCUCUUCCCCGGACUCACAGGGCAGAAAUUAGUAGCAAGAAAGCAUGUAAUUGACAAAGUCACGUGUUCUCACUACGGGAACGGGCACAGCCAGCUCGAGAGCGAAUGAGAGCGAAGGAGAGAGAGAGAGAGAGAGAGAGAGAGAGGGAGACAGAGGGAGGAGAGAGAGAGAGAGAGAGAGAGAGAGAGAGAGCAGUACAGAGGUGGUGUGAGUGAGGAAGGGAUUGAAGGGAAGAAAGAGAGACAUGACAAAAAUAUCAAAAGGCAGAAAGCACGCCGUACCAUGCGAGCUAAAUUGGUGACCGAUGGGAUCGAGGAUGUCGGAUUAAUGGUGACGACCGCAGCCCGUUUUCGCAGAGGAAGCUUCUCUAUCGCAACUUGGGCGCAGAGGGUCCGCGGGGAAACAUGGCCGAAGGAGGGCCGGGUAAAGGUGGCGGAGAAGACCCCGCCAAGUCCACCGAGCAGGAGGACCGGACUCGACCUCAGAUCCUGUCGGGAUCGGGCUUCUGCAAAUGGUUCAACGUCCGGAUGGGCUUCGGAUUUAUCUCAAUGACCAGCAGCGAAGGGAGCCCCGUCGACCCCCCUCUGGAUGUUUUCGUCCACCAAAGCAAACUGGUGAUGGAGGGCUUCCGCAGCUUAAAGGAGGGUGAGCAGGUGGAGUUCACUUAUAAGAAGUCCUCUAAGGGCCUGGAGUCCCUGAGGGUGACCGGACCUGGUGGGGGACCCUGUGCAGGCAGUGAGAGGAGACCCAAAGGGAAGGUCCCACUCCAGAAACGCAAACCAAAGGGAGACCGCUGUUAUAACUGUGGAGGUCUGGAUCACCAUGCCAAGGAGUGUGGCCUGCCCCCCCAGCCAAAGAAAUGCCACUACUGCCAGAGCAUCACGCACAUGGUGGCUCAGUGUCCCCACAAGGCGCUGGCGCCCGCCACAGGCUCUCAGGACCAACAUGCGUCUACCUCGGCCUUCAGUCCAGGGACCGGGCCCUACCUCUGCCCCCCAGAGGAGGAGGAGCGCUCCGGCUCGUCUCCCCUGGAGGGUUCCUCCUCCUCCCCCGAGGAGCCCCACACACGCGGCCCCCGGACCCAGAGGUGGAGGAAAUCCUGAAAACAGCCCAUAGAGGUGAACCUUUCACCGCUAACCCUCAUGUCUCUCCUCAAUCAAGGAUACCUGAAGCCCCCCCUCAUCUACCUCACACCUGUGAAAAAAUGGGAGGUCUUGAUUUCUUUACUUUUUAUUUUAUUGUUUUUUUAUUUUUCUAACCAGCGCAGCUAUGGCAACGAUCACCGGGGUACGGACGUGUGUGAAUAUGUGUGACUGACUUGCAGUCAUCUGGUGCAGCUAUGGCAACCACCGCUGGAAUGGUGACUGCAGGGAAUGACUGUUUUUCUUGUUUCAAUCAGUGCAGCUCAAGAGUGAAACAACAUGGUAUGAAUCUUUUUUUUUUUCCUUCUUGGACCUACGUGUUGGCCAUUUUGAAUGCUUUUUCCCCCUUACAGUUGUUUUUUAUCCUGUAGGCCUAAUCAUUCCAAAAAUCACGAUGCAUCCUUUUAGCACACACAGUAGCUCAUUUUAAGAAGGAUUAGAAUAAGGCUUUCUAAAGCUUGAGACCCUCUUAAGCGAUAAUCCAGACCCAUAGGAUUGUUAGCUUGACUUAUGAAGAUCUUUAGGGAAACUAUGGAUUCCAGAGGGAGUUUUUUUUUGUUUUUUUUAAAGAUGGUGGGCUGCUAAACACAUUCUCUAUAAUCUUAAAACACUUACUACAUACCUCUCUCUUACAUGAAACAGACUGGACCAACUGAUUGUCAAAGAGUGUGUGUUUGUGCAUGCACAUGCAAGACUGAGAGAGAGAGAGAGAGAAUGAGAAAGUGUGUGUCUGUAUGCGUGUGUUGUGCAUGCUCCAAAAGGAAGAAAAAAACUGUCAGACUAGAGUGCCUCUUCUCCAGGUGCGAGUCAACACUAACUUAACUUUCGAUUUCCUAUUAUUAUCGAUAGACACGCCUUAGACAAAACAUCAUAUAAUCCAGCUAGAUCAUAGUUUUAGAUUCAAGGUAAUGAAUUGAUCAUUAGACUUCCAUUUUGGUUGUUGCGUAAUUAGUUGAAAAUAACAUUACAGUUUAUAAAUCAUAGUAUAAGUCAUUAAUAUAUAUGUAAAGUCACAAGAUAUAAUUGAAAUUCUAUUAACUUUAAGUAAUGCAUAUAUAAGGAAUUAGCUCUGACAUAGGUGAAUAGCCCUGUAUAUUGCAUGGGAUACUUUGUUGUUGUGUGAAAACUUGUAGCUCUCUCUCUAUUUAACCGUUUUCAUCCAGAUCAAACUGACCUUUCUUUUUCAAAAUUCUUAACUCCACGCCUUCUUCUUUAUUAGUUCAAAUAGUCAGCAAUCACUUCUGACCCAGCACAACGACUCACCUUGUUUGAUUACAGGUGUAGUGUCAGACCAUUACAGUAUCAUCACAGCUGCUCUACAUACUUAAUACCUCACCAAUUCUUCCUCUCAGAAAUGAAUGUCACAGAACGUCAGGCUGUUUGCUCUCCCAGCUGUGUUACAGUAAGAUCAAACCACCUGUUUCCUCUUCCAUCUGUGCCUACCAGUUGUUAGUUAGCACCAGCCAGGUAACGCUCACUCCUCUUUGGAAUGACAUGCCGUCACUGCUGCUGCUGCUUCAGACUCACUGAAGAGAGAGAGAGAGAGAGGGGGGGAGAGAGAGAGAAAGAGUGCUGCUUUUGGUAUAACUUGAAUCCCAAGCAUGGCUUUAGUGGCACUUAUUUGUGACCUAACAACUCUUCUCUGACCAUAUUGAAUGUGAAAAGAGCUUAUCUGAAGUCGACGCCUCACAAAAGUUCACGUCGGGUCGCUUUGGAGUUGUAUCUUAAUGUUCUGACAAAUCAAAUAACUUUGUAUGAUAUCAAACUAGCUUGUGUGUUUUUAAAAAGCUCUAAAGUAGACAACCAACUGUUUUUGGUAUAUUCCUAUACCAAAGAGUUUGGCUUUAUUUUUUGAAGGCAUUUAAAGUUAAGACUUGCUGAAGUGCUUGCUAUCUUCGCUCUUUCAGAAUAAGAGGGACUUAUUGCUGAAAGUGCAACACUGCAGUUAUUUUUUUUUUAAUGUACAGCUUUUUGAAUGUGUGCGUGCGUUAAAAAUCAAAUCUCAACAAUGCAGCAUGACAGAAAAAAAAAAAAAAAGUGAAUGACCAAACCACGUAAGGAGCACAGCCCAUGCUCAAAUCUUUAUGGAAACAACAUCUUUUUGUAUGAUGUAUUUUUACAUUUUUACACACAAUUCCUCUCAGGAUGAUGAACUGUUCUCAGGGAAUUAACCAAAAAAAGUGUAUUUUAUUCUUUUGGGAAUCAUCCACUGACUGACUCAACAAACUCUGUUAAGCAACGGUGAAGAUACAUAUGUAACUGAUUCAUGUACUGAUAUUAGCAACUACCUCUUGAGUUAUACAUAGUUGUGCAUUUCUUUUUGUUUUGUAUAUUUUUUGAUGAGCUUGUAUGAUUAACUGUAGGUCUCUAUUGUACUGAGGUGUGAGAAGUUCCCUAGUGUUGCCACAGACUCCCUGGUCUUCCUUCCCAGAUUUGAUGAGUUACUUUUUUUUCUUUUACUGCAAAACUUUUUUUUUUUGUUUACAGCAAAAGCCUACCUCAUAUGCGCUGUUCCUCCACAAACUCCUUACCUCCUCCCAGCCCCCUCUACCUCCUCCAUGCAGUCUUUUGUUAAUGAAAUUGCCACUUGUCGCACUAGAGUCACACGGCAUUUUCAACAAAUCAGCCCUGAAAUGGCUUGUCACUUGUGUCUCCAAAUAUAUCUUACAAUCAAAGCUCUUUUUGAAGGUUUUACACAGGUAAUCAGAAUGGGCAUGAUUGUCUUACACAUCCAGGGUGAAGUUUUUCUGCCAGCUCUGUGUUAUACUGUCAGUAUACACUCAUCACGUAGCUGCAGACAGCCAGUGAGUUUACCUCAGUUUCUUGGGCUAGCUAUAGACAUGUUUAAUAUGAAAUAUUUUACAUUUCCGUGUGAACACAUUUUGAAAAGACAUCGACUGUUGUUUUUAGUUUGUAAGUAUUUUAUCAUAACCGUUUUUUGUAACCACUUGAUAUGAUGGGCUUAAGGUGGAGAAGAAUAGGAUUGUACUUCGCACAAGGAGUGCCUAUCGCUAUGUUUUGUUUGUCUGACUCUAUUACCAAAUAGAUAUUUUCCUCAUUUUGGGCUCCAUGGUAAUGGCCUUUGUCAACCAUUUUUACAGCCUCAGAUAAUCAGAAGUUGUGUGGUUUGGAGAUGACGCCCCUUCUUGUUGCAAACUACAUUUGUAGUUUAGAACGGCAUUGUUAACAGUUAACAUGAAAUCAGUAGAUUUUGUACUAAUGGUGACAUUGCAUAGAUGUCAUUAUUACAAAAAAAAAAUGUUUAUGAAGAUAAAUAUUGUUAUCAGUACUCUUUUAAAACUAACUCAUGAGAUCAAAGACUGAUUUUGCAUACGACCGUAGUAUUACAAUUGACACUCAGCUGAGAGAAUCACAAUAUUGCAUUGGGCCUACAUAUGGAACUGAACGCUUGUUGAUGCCAGUUAUGAACAAAAUACACAACCGUGGUAAAAUAUAGUGAUAUUAUUGAUGUUAGUAGCUUUAUAUUUUCUUCCAAUCAAUGUAACUACUGAUUGAUCUCUUUUUUAUUAUCCUGUUCAGUAUUCGACACGGCCAAGAAACCCUCUCAGACGGGAGAAUAAUCUCCUUAAGGUGGUGAUAAUCAAUUGGUUAUUGUAGAGGUUUGUCAAGGCUGCAUAUAGGAUAACAAAUUGGUAGAACCAUGUUUCCCCCCCAGGCGGUGUCAUUAUGGUCCUAUCUUAUCAAAUGUCCACUGCUUUUACAAUCACAUGUUUCUGAUCUCAUUUUCUGUUCUUCUGAGACGAUUUCUCAAUUAUGAAAUAAAGAUCUCAUAAUACAAGGUAGAUGUCUUAAUUAUGGAAUAAUAAUUACAUGGAACAUCAUAAAUGUGAAAUUAUUGUUACACAUGACCAUGAUAUGGUAGAAUUGUGUCAUUAAUAUUUUUCCACUUAUUCUUUUCUCAUGCAAACAUGAGACAGCACAAGCAAAUGCCUAAACAUGAACAUGGUAUUCUCAGAUGUAAUUUACUGCCACAAAACACACCACUGGCUUCUAAAUUUAAAAUGUACACCAGUUUGCAGUGUUCAAAGGCAUUGCAGAGAAGAUAUCACUGAUAUGACACCACAAUAACACAGAUAUUUAUUAAGAAACUGUUUUAGUCUUUCAUUUCUUUAAAUUCAUUUGUGUAAAGCUGUAGGAGUUGAAAGGAUAAUUCAGGCUUUGUGGUCUAUGUUUCUUUUGUCCCCCAAGUCACGACGUCACAUCCGGGUUAGCCUCUGUUACGCAAUCAUCGACAGUAUAUAUAACUUAAGUACUCAAUGCAGUCUUUAAUUCGGCGUUGAUAUUCCGUCGUCAUGAAAACACAAGACGUGUAUCUGUUUACGCUCCAUAUACUCUUAAUACAAAUCGGCCUCCCCCCAUAGCAACUGCCAUUAGAAACCUUCAACCUGAAAGAGUUUAAUAGAAAAACUACAACUCCCAUAGUGGGGGGAAACCUUCAACCUGAAAGAGUUUAACAGAAAAACUACAACUCCCAUAGUGGGUGGGGGGCGCUGGUACUUACGUCAUCACAUCUUGAUUUCGUCCAUAUCCAUAAAACUAAAAGUUUGUUUUUUUUCUUCCAACUUUAGUUAUAAUCUCUGCUGUCUAAAAGCGUAUCCGGUCUCCUCCGCCGUGUUGUCAUUAUUUAUAUGUAUAUAUAUAUGUAUAUAUAUAUAUGUAUGUAUAUAUGAUGACAUAUAUAUGUCUAUGAUUACAACACGUCUGAGCGAACAGCGGCUCGUGAUGUUUAGCUCGUGAACAUCAACGGCUUCAUUGGAAAUGUUCGUUAAAGGCCGCUAAAAUAAUAAUAAUGAAAAAAAAAAAGGUAAAUUUAAACUGAAUAAACACCAAGAUCUACCGUCCGUAUCCGAGCAGAAGGAGCGAGCUACUGUUAAAAGUAGAAUUUGAAUUUGGGGUUUUUUUUGGGGGGCUAUUUCAGUCGCUCUCCACUGAGAACCACGUAUCUGCAAAUGUUACCAGCUUUGAUUUAAAUACUUGCUUUCUGGUGGAGAGGUAGAAUAGAUGAGAAGAUUGGUGCUAGUCCAAAGUGGUUAGUGAGUUUAGCACAGAGAUUUUGGGGGCAAAGGGGGAAACAGAUAUCUUGGGGCUGUCCAAAAGGUUAAACAAAAACUCCUACCACCUUUUUUUGAGAUUGUAAAAAAUAAAAAUAAAUAGGCAACAUGUUAAUUAGUGAACAGAUCAUGUAAUUUAGUGGAACUGAUUUUAAUUAGUGAACUGUAGAGGUGCCAGUAGGUUACCUAACUCCCACUGCUCCCAGUCUUUGUGCCAAACUAAGCAUAUGUAAGUAUAUUUCCCAAAGUGACACGCUUUUGCUUUAAGCCCAGUGGCACUGCAUUUUGACUGACAGCUGAAUUUAAGCCUUUUUCUUUUUUCAAAACCUUAAAGGAGCAUUUAAACAUUCAGUUUAUUACGUUUUCAGGUUUUCAUUGGACAGCAACUUAAUCCUAAUUACAUUAAAAUAGGCCAACUAAUAUAGGCUUAUUGAAGGAAACGCUGUCUACACUUUCCAGAUGCAUAAGAGAAAAAUCACAUUUAGGCCUAUAUAACAGAGACAAAAACCCUGAAUUAUCCUCUAACAAUGUAUCAAAAGCCUCUGAAGACAGACAGGAUGUACUAUGCCAUGAUCACAGACCGGGAAGCCUCAGCAGUCUGUCUCACUGCUCCCUCAUGUGGUUGUUUUAGGAGAUACCUGCAGACAGACUGAAGUUCACAUACAGUACCUCAACUGCUGCAUUUGUCAGCUGCUCUGUGCUUUGCCUUGACUGGAGAAACAAUGUAUUCUAGGAAAUGAUCAUUUAUGAUGUUUUUUUUUUUUUUAACCGAACUGUAUCAUGUCAGAUUCAUAUUGUGGUUAUGUACACGGAAUCAUACUGAAACAUUGGACCUCGAAAAGGACCUAUAAAUCCAACCAAGGCAGUUAAAAGUGCAGAUACCUCCUUGUAUUGACUAAUAACCUCACACUUCUCACGUUUGUUUAUGUUUUUUACUCUGUACACCGUGGCCAGAGGGAGUCUUCUGUGCUCUCUUUCUCUGGAGUAUGUCUAGAGCCAAGCACUGAUUGCUUUUGAAUGGGGAAAAAAAAUGUUCUUCUAUGUGCAUAUCACUCAUUAUUUUAGCCCCAAUAUAAGUGUACUGCCUUUUUUAUUUCUGUGAAUCUUGGAUUGGAUUUUUAAAUAUGUCUGAAAUGUUUUACUUGAUUGGAAAAUAAACAUAUUAUAUUGGCAUUAAAGUAUGUAUAAUUUCCUA
This is a messenger RNA of Dicentrarchus labrax (European seabass), 7480 nucleotides long. It is a transcript of the gene lin28b, whose product is annotated as lin-28 homolog B (C. elegans). The transcript is spliced from 4 exons. The record is from RefSeq and is a predicted model, not a curated record. NCBI's taxonomy places the organism in Eukaryota, Metazoa, Chordata, Actinopteri, Moronidae. Gene Ontology annotation, molecular function: nucleic acid binding; zinc ion binding. The coding region runs from base 476 to 1174 and encodes 232 amino acids.